AUGCCGCACAUCACCGUCACGGCUCCACCACCACUACACGACGAGCCACCGACCGCGACGAGCGGCGACGAAAAUCGGCUUUCGUCGUCGGCCUCGUCGUCGACCGCGACCACAACCACGGCAGGAGCAGCGGCAGACGCCCAGUCGACCGCACAGCUCACCGUCCCUGUCGAGGCCUACGUCCGACCGGGCACCAACCGCGAGCGCUCACCGUCGGCCGUCACCCUCCCCGAGACGACCAUCCUCAACCCGGACCAUCCGCCUCGGCUCGACACGUUCCACUUCGGCGUCAAGGGACCGCUGCUGUACCUGUGCUUCCUCCUCGUCUUCAACGUCGCCAUUCCUUGUAUCCUCUUCUACGUCCUGCGCGACAACACGCCCAUCAGCGACAAGGAGCUCAUCGGCAUUGGUUCGGCUGCGCUCGGCGCAUCGUCGUGCUUCGACGCUCCGUUCCGCAUGUGGCGCCUCACCCGUCACCGCGCCAAGUACGGCCCGCUGCACUACCCGUUCGCGCCCGACCCGGCCUUUGAGCGCGCGGGCAAGCGCUGGCUCCCCAAGGACAUGCCGCGCUCGUGGUGGUACCUCGACGCGACCAUGUGGAUGUACCAGGCCGGCCUCUUCUCAAUGGCCGUCCCGCUCGCGAUCGCGCCCGCCAUCCCGCUCUUCAACUUUUACCUGUUCUCGCUCGCGAUGCUCGUCAUCCCCGUCAUGAUCCUCUUCACCGUGUCGCUCAAAGUGUGGCGCGUCCCGUUCUGGCUCUCGUCCGACCCGCCUUGCACGCCGUCCAAGCCGGCCGUCUACUACGCCCUCGAGGACUGCGGGGCGGUCGAUUUCCAACACGGGCGCGAGUGGAGGAAACGGUGCCAGGCUCGGUACGCCGCCUCGCCGCCGUUCCGCGCCAUGAUGUGGAACCAGACGCUCCUGUGGGCCGUCGGCAUGGCCAUCUUUGUCGGCGUCACGGCCGCCGUCGACUGGACUGCCGACCUCGAAUUCGCGUUUGGGUUCGUCCUCGGCCUCUUUUUCAUCUGGGCCCUCUGCUGGGGCGCCCUCUCGUACCUGCACGUGCACGUCUCGCUCCAGCGCGAGCUCGAGUGGUGGCGCGCCGAGUACGCCACGACGGUCGUCAAUGCGCUCGUGCCGCACGACGACGAGGACGAGCGGGAUGCGGGGAGUGUGGGCGGGGCGGGCGCGAGGGCGAGGAGAGAGGGGGCGGCGGGGGUCGAGCUGGGCGGCGCCGCCACGGGGUGGCGCAAGGGAGCGCGCACGAGGGGCUACUCGGUCCAUGCCAGGCUCGAGGUGCCGCCCCAGGCAGAGAUGGCCCAACUGCGCCGCACCCCGUCGCUCCUCGGCGGCGGCGGCGGCGACCGGGCCACCACCGCCGACGCGCGAGUCGUCUGA
Molecule: messenger RNA, 1398 nt
Organism: Rhodotorula graminis WP1
Lineage: Eukaryota; Fungi; Basidiomycota; Microbotryomycetes; Sporidiobolales; Sporidiobolaceae
Exons: 6
Coding region: 1-1398 (465 amino acids)
Source: RefSeq, a predicted model, not a curated record